CCCAUUCCCGCACCCCCGAGAGCCCGCCCAGAGCUGCUGCUGCUGCUGCUGCUGCUGCUGCUGCUGCUGCUUCGCCCGGAGAGCUGACAUGGUUCCAGCGCACCUGACCCUGCUGGGCUCCGGCGGUACUUGAGGCCAAACCCCGCGUGGCACGCUGGCCCUUCGCUAACUCAAUGCUAUGCAAAAGAAAAGGAGGAGAAAGAAAAAAAAAAAAAAAAGGAAACCUUGACACCGGUUGCGGUGGGAAUGGCUGUUUCCUGCCCUGGGUGACCCUGUGUGUGGUUUCUUGCUUGUGAGAUGAACUAAUUCGCCUUUUUUUACCCGGUGGAGGACGCGCUGCAUAUGGCAACCUAAACUUUGGUAAUGCUUGGUCGUUGCUGAGCAGUUGGAACUUUUACUUGGUUGUUUGUUGUUUGUUUUUUUUUUUUUUUUUUCAUAAAGUCACCUAAGGAGCCUUGUUGCUUUCUUCAGGAGCAUUGGAGGAAUCUGUCUUAAUUCUUCGCCUCAAGUGACUUUAUCCCACCGUGAGUGCAGCCAGCGCACCCACCUAAACACGUUCUCCCUCAAAGCUCCUUCCCAGCCUGGAGGAUCAGGGAUCACGGACUUCUCCGAAAAACUUCUCGUCCUGGGAAAGGCUGCCCAUAGUUACUUUAUGGGGCAGCAGCCUGGAAAAGUUCUUGGGGACCAAAGGAGGCCAAGUCUGCCUGCCCUGCACUUCAUCAAAGGAGCAGGGAAGAAGGAGUCAUCGAGGCAUGGGGGCCCACACUGUAACGUCUUCGUCGAACAUGAAGCCCUUCAGAGACCGGUAGUGUCAGACUUUGAGCCCCAGGGACUGAGCGAAGCAGCUCGCUGGAACUCCAAGGAAAACCUUCUGUCCUGUCCUAGUGAAAAUGACCCCCAUCUCUUUGUUGCACUGUAUGAUUUUGUGGCAAGUGGGGACAAUACCCUCAGCAUAACUAAAGGUGAAAAGCUCCGUGUCCUGGGCUACAAUCACAAUGGGGAGUGGUGCGAGGCCCAGACGAAGAACGGGCAGGGCUGGGUCCCCAGCAACUACAUCACCCCCGUGAACAGCUUGGAGAAGCAUUCCUGGUAUCACGGGCCGGUGUCACGGAAUGCUGCCGAGUACCUCCUGAGCAGCGGGAUCAACGGGAGCUUCCUGGUGCGGGAGAGCGAGAGCAGCCCCGGCCAGAGAUCCAUUUCCCUGCGAUACGAAGGGAGGGUGUACCACUACAGAAUAAACACGGCCUCCGACAGCAAGCUGUAUGUGUCUUCAGAGAGCCGCUUCAACACCUUGGCAGAGUUGGUCCACCACCACUCCACCGUGGCAGAUGGGCUCAUCACCACCCUGCACUACCCGGCGCCCAAGCGCAACAAGCCCACGAUCUACGGCGUGUCCCCCAACUACGACAAGUGGGAGAUCGAGAGGACCGACAUCACCAUGAAGCACAAGCUGGGUGGAGGGCAGUAUGGAGAGGUGUAUGAAGGAGUCUGGAAGAAGUACAACCUCACAGUGGCUGUGAAGACUCUGAAGGAGGAUACCAUGGAAGUGGAAGAGUUCUUGAAAGAAGCUGCAGUAAUGAAGGAGAUCAAGCAUCCGAACUUGGUGCAGUUAUUAGGGGUGUGCACACGGGAACCUCCUUUCUACAUCAUCACGGAGUUCAUGACAUACGGGAAUCUGCUGGAUUAUCUGCGUGAGUGCAACAGGCAGGAGGUGAAUGCUGUGGUGCUGCUGUACAUGGCGACUCAGAUCUCCUCAGCCAUGGAGUACCUGGAGAAGAAAAACUUCAUUCACAGGGACCUUGCUGCCAGGAACUGCCUUGUAGGGGAGAACCACUUGGUGAAGGUGGCAGACUUUGGCCUGAGCAGGUUAAUGACGGGUGACACGUACACGGCCCACGCUGGGGCAAAAUUCCCCAUCAAGUGGACUGCACCAGAAAGCCUGGCCUACAACAAGUUCUCCAUUAAAUCCGACGUCUGGGCCUUUGGAGUUCUGCUGUGGGAAAUUGCAACCUAUGGCAUGUCCCCUUACCCUGGGAUUGACCUGUCUCAAGUCUAUGAGCUGUUGGAGAAGGACUAUCGUAUGGAGCGCCCUGAAGGCUGUCCUGAGAAAGUUUAUGAGCUCAUGAGAGCAUGCUGGCAGUGGAGCCCUUCUGAUAGACCUUCCUUUGCUGAGAUCCAUCAGGCCUUUGAAACGAUGUUUCAGGAAUCCAGCAUAUCAGAUGAGGUGGAGAAGGAACUGGGAAAGAAGGGCAUGAGGAGUGUAGUGAGCAAUUUCCUCCAAGCCCCAGAGUUGCCAACUAAGACGCGAACAUCAAGGAGAGCUGCUGAAAGCAAAGAUGCCAAUGAGGGCUUGGAGACUGCACAUGCUCGAGGCCAGGGGGAAUGUGACCCUCUGGACCACGAACCUGCUAUUUCUCCCUUGCUCCCACGGAAGGAGAGGGUGGCCCUGGAGAGCAGUUUGAAUGAAGAUGAGCGGCUGCUUCCGAAGGACAAAAAGCACAACCUCUUCAGCGCCCUGAUCAAGAAGAAGAAGAAGACAGCUCCUACACCUCCGAAACGGAGCAGUUCCUUCAGAGAGAUGGACGGGCACUCGGACCGCCGGGCGGGCGGCGAGGAGGAGUGCAGGGAUGCUGGCAACGGGGCUUUCGUUGCACCCCCCGCAGACACAGCUGACCCCUCCAAGUUUCAGAACCCAAGCAAUGGGGCUGGUGUCACCAACGGGGUUGUCGCUGGGAACUCUGGGUUCCUGUCCCCCCAUUUACGGAAGAAGUCCAGCACGAUGAGCAGCGGCCGAGGGGUGGCUGGGGAGGAGGAGAGCAGUUCCAACUCGGGCAAACGUUUCCUGAGGUCCUGCUCAGCCUCCUGUGUGCCCCACGGAGCGAAGGACACGGAGUGGAAAUCCGUGACUCUGCCUCGGGAUUUGCAGUCCACGGGUCGCCAGUUUGAUUCCUCCACGUUUGGGGGGCACAGAAGUGAAAAGCCAGCACUGCCUCGGAAACGGGCAAACGAGGCCAAGACUGACGUUGCUGUCAGGGGGACAGUGACCCCUCCUCCACGGCUGCUUAAGAAAAACGAAGAGACCACUGAUGAUGUGUUCAAAGAUGCAGAGUCGAGCCCUGGCUCCAGCCCUCCCACCCUGACACCAAAACUUGGCCGUAGGCAACCUGCUGCCCCUCCUUCCUCCGGCGGGCUCCACAAGGAGGAUGGGGUCAAAUCCAGUGCCUUAGGUACCACUGUGACCAUGGACCAAGGUUCUGCUGCCAAACCCAACCCCGCUGGGUUCGUGGGGGCCAGCAAGGUUUCCUCUGAGGAGCCACGACUGAGGAGGCUCAAGCAGACCUCGGAGUCGGCAGGGAAGGACAAAGGGAAGUUAUCAAAGCUGAAACCGGCCCCUCCGCUCCCGCUCGCUUCAUCCUCCAUCGCCAAGCCCGGGAAGGUUUCUCACAGUCCCAGCCAUGAAGCAGCAGCAGAUGUGGUGUCUGGGCCGAAAUCCAAACAGUUGACUCAGGUUGGAGAGGCUGCAGGCAGUGAUGCUGUCAAGCCAAACCAGUCAGGGGAAGGUGUGAAAAAGCUGGGGAUCCCCUCUGUACCAAAGCCACAGUCCUCUACAAAGCUGCUGCUGAGCACAGCAACCCCAGCUGCCUCUUCCUCAUCCAUACCCUCUGCCCCAGGCGGGGACCAGGCGUCAUCCACAGCCUUCAUCCCUCUCAUAUCCACCAGGGUCUCGCUGCGGAAGACCCGGCAGCCCCCGGAGAGGAUUGCCAGCGGCACCAUCACCAAAGGGGUGGUGCUGGAAAGCACCGAGGCUCUGCGGGUCGCCAUCAGCAAGAACUCUGAGCAAAUGGCAAGCCACAGCGCCGUCCUGGAGGCUGGCAAGAACCUCUACACCUUCUGCGUGAGCUACGUGGACUCCAUUCAGCAGAUGAGGAACAAAUUUGCCUUUAGGGAGGCCAUCAAUAAGCUGGAGAACAACCUGCGGGAGCUUCAGAUCUGCCCGGCCACGGCCGGCAGCGGCGCCGCGGCCACCCAGGACUUCAGCAAACUUCUCAGUUCAGUGAAAGAAAUCAGCGACAUUGUUCAGAGGUAGCAGAAAAAACAGGUUAGAAACAAACAAAUCAAAUCAAUCACAAUGGGCCAAAGCCAGCUGUGGAGAGAGUAAUGUGUGGACUGACAAAAGGACCGGGACGUUCAGGUUGGGGCUGUGCAAAGGACGCAGACUGUGAAUGGGCGCCCCAGCUCCAAAGGGCAGGGCUGUGUUCAGGAGGCACUUUCCACCCUCUGAACUCAGAUUCCCUGUGUUUCAUAUACUUGUAAUCGUCUUAUCUGUGGAGUUCUUGCCUUGUGGACUACAAGUCUAAAUGCUGAUGUCACGCCAUGCCUUUUUAUUAAUAUUUUAUUGUUCUGGACAGACCGUUAAGACUGAAGCCAGGCUGAUGGACACUGAGAUACCAUCCUCCUCAGGAGGACUUUGUACUGCAUUUUCAUCCCCUCUCUCUGCCCCCCUGUACACGAUGAUGCGUGUUUGGAUAGCAAUAUACCCACUGUGUUUCUUGGGAGAGCUGCAGCACGUGGCCCUGGCCCAAGUCUGACGUUUUCCUGACAUUAAUGAAACAUUUGGCGCUUGGGAGGGGAGGGGGGAAAAAUAAUUAAUGUAAGGUUUUUAUGAAUGACAGAAUGCUACAAAUGAUGAUUGCCCAUAUUCUUGCUGUGAUUCCACCAGCUGCCCUUUGUUUCUGUGUUUUCAGUAGAUUCUCAGUGUUGUUGAGCUCAGAUGAGCUGUUGGGUUCACAAUGUUGGAGGCAGCACCUGCGGAUCUCCCUCGGUAGCAAAACAGGACUGGGGAAGGUCUGGAGGAGGUUGUGCUAUCAGUCUCGUGAUAUCUGACAUUAUUUGGGCUGGUGUUUGGCGUGGGGGGUUGCAGAGCCCAGGGAGCUGGUGCUGAGCAAGGCAUUGCUCCCUGAAAGCCGGAGAGGGGCAGUGAGGGGGGAUGGCUUGGGAUGAGCUCUGAAACACCACUGUGCCUCCAGCAGCUGUCUCGGCUGAGCCUGCACGUUGCAGUGGAUGGGAACUGCUGUGCCUCCAGUUGAAUUUUGUUCUGUGAGUAGAGAAGGGGCCUGGCCUCUGCCCUCCUGUGCUUUGAGGGGCUGUGGUGCCUGCCUUUCCGUGCCAGUGGAGCUCCCCGGGAAGAGCUCCAAUGCCAGUACUCUGGGGUUAAACCAUUAGUACCUUCAUGGUGGUGUGAUUCCAUCCAGCAUCAAACAAGGAUCUGUGAAGACUGCAGACGCUUCCCUUGGGUGCAUCUCCCAAGGAAACCGCCACAAAAUGCUGACAGCAGGACUCCUGGCCUUCCUUUCCAAGGCCCUGUGACCUUCCCAACUAAUGCAGCACGGCUGGGAACUAACUGUGACUUGUGACAAUAGUGAAAGAACAAGGUUUAGGGCUAUUAACAGUGCAAUUUAACUCCUCUUAACAGUUCCAAACAUGAGAAAAACACAUUUUUCAUGUCCUGUUCCCCUGUAACUCUCGUGACCCCUCUUGUGUAUCUUAAACACUAAUUGCCUUCAAUUGUAUUUUAUGCUGUUCUCUUUGGAACUGUUUGUUUUGUAUAUGAUUUCUAGUACUUCACUCGUGUGUGUUCACACCACUUCUCGCCCUCACAAACAGCCAUGACUUAACACGUGACAAAUGUUCAAAAGAAAAUACACACUUCUGCCACAGGCUGCCUUUAAAAAUGUAAGAAAAGAGAAAAAAAAAAACAACCCUUGGACUGUCUCUUUCCUGGAGGUACUGUUUUUACUUUGAUAACAUAUUGUGCCACUAUAUUAUACAUUUGUAUCUUGUUAUUACACACUUUUGUAGACUUGUCUUUUUUACAGUGUGUAAAUAGCUCUGUCCUUCAUCUCUGUGAUACUUAAGGGGGUCGUUUCCCCUUUAAUUUAGUCCAGUACAGAUUGUUUCUGUACAUGACUUUCAAUUCUUCCUCUUCUCUCUCUCUAUUUUCCUUUUUUUUUUUUUUUUGAUUUAUUUUUUAUUCCAGUCUCUCUUGUGUAGUGUAUUUAAAAAUAAAUCAAUGUUGAAGAAAA
Messenger RNA from Empidonax traillii (willow flycatcher), 6083 nucleotides. It is a transcript of the gene ABL1, whose product is annotated as ABL proto-oncogene 1, non-receptor tyrosine kinase. Gene Ontology annotation, biological process: protein phosphorylation; regulation of apoptotic process. NCBI's taxonomy places the organism in Eukaryota, Metazoa, Chordata, Aves, Passeriformes, Tyrannidae. The record is from RefSeq and is a predicted model, not a curated record. The transcript has 11 exons. Gene Ontology annotation, molecular function: protein binding; ATP binding; non-membrane spanning protein tyrosine kinase activity. The coding region runs from base 653 to 4087 and encodes 1144 amino acids.